This is a messenger RNA of Colletes gigas, 2447 nucleotides long. RefSeq names its product heat shock protein 83 (gene Hsp83). Gene Ontology annotation, cellular component: plasma membrane; protein-containing complex; perinuclear region of cytoplasm. The record is from RefSeq and is a predicted model, not a curated record. The coding region runs from base 85 to 2232 and encodes 715 amino acids. Gene Ontology annotation, biological process: protein folding; cellular response to heat; protein stabilization. Gene Ontology annotation, molecular function: ATP hydrolysis activity; ATP binding; ATP-dependent protein folding chaperone. Lineage: Eukaryota; Metazoa; Arthropoda; Insecta; Hymenoptera; Colletidae. The transcript has 2 exons.
UUCAAUAAAGUGCUAGGUGCCUGAGCCUGCGUUCGUGCGUUACUGACAAGAGUAUUUUAACGUCGCUUUAUAUUGGACAUCAAGAUGUCUACGCAAAUGGAAACCGAGGGAGAGGUGGAAACCUUCGCCUUCCAGGCAGAGAUUGCCCAGCUUAUGUCCUUGAUCAUCAACACCUUCUACUCGAACAAGGAGAUUUUCCUCAGAGAAUUGAUCUCAAAUUCGAGCGAUGCUCUUGAUAAAAUACGAUACGAGUCUUUGACCGAUCCUUCCAAGCUGGACAGCGGCAAAGAGCUGUACAUCAAAAUCAUUCCGAACAAGAACGAUGGCACUCUGACCAUCAUCGAUACCGGCAUCGGUAUGACAAAGGCUGACUUGGUCAAUAAUCUUGGUACGAUUGCCAAAUCCGGUACCAAAGCAUUUAUGGAAGCUCUUCAGGCUGGCGCAGACAUUUCCAUGAUCGGUCAAUUCGGUGUUGGAUUCUACUCCGCUUACCUCAUAGCGGACAAAGUCACUGUUGUUUCCAAGAACAACGAUGACGAACAGUAUUUAUGGGAAUCCAGCGCCGGUGGCUCGUUCACUGUCAGACACGACAACGGAGAACCAUUGGGACGUGGAACGAAAAUUGUUUUGCACGUAAAGGAGGAUCAGAGUGAAUAUCUGGAGGAGAACAAAAUUAAGGAAAUCGUUAAGAAACAUUCCCAAUUCAUUGGCUAUCCGAUUAAACUGGUCGUGCAGAAGGAACGCGAGAAGGAACUAAGCGAGGAUGAAGCUGAAGAGACGGAGGAGGUUAAGGAGGAGGUGGAGAAACUGGCCAUCGAGGAAAUAGGAGAAGACAAAGCUGCAGAUGAAAAGGAAGACAAGAAGAAGAAGAAGAAGACCAUCAAAGAGAAGUAUACGGAGGAUGAAGAAUUGAACAAGACCAAACCCAUCUGGACCAGAAAUCCUGACGAGAUCACCCAGGAAGAAUACGGUGAAUUCUACAAAUCUCUGACCAACGACUGGGAAGACCAUUUGGCUGUCAAGCAUUUCUCCGUCGAAGGCCAAUUGGAAUUCAGAGCUUUGCUCUUCGUUCCUCGUCGCAUGCCGUUCGACCUCUUCGAGAACAAGAAGAGGAAAAAUAAUAUUAAGCUGUACGUAAGAAGAGUAUUCAUCAUGGACAACUGCGAGGAGCUGAUCCCGGAGUACUUGAACUUCAUGAAGGGAGUCGUCGACAGCGAGGAUCUUCCUCUGAACAUCUCACGUGAGAUGCUCCAGCAGAACAAAAUCUUGAAAGUAAUUCGCAAGAACCUUGUCAAGAAAUGCCUGGAACUGUUCGAGGAGCUCGCGGAGGACAAGAACAGCUACAAGAAGUUCUACGCGCAGUUCAGUAAAAAUAUUAAAUUGGGUAUUCACGAGGACAGCGCCAAUCGCAGUAAACUGUCCGACCUUCUGAGGUACAACACUUCGGCUUCUGGUGACGAAGCUUGCUCUCUGAAGGACUACGUAGGCAGAAUGAAGGAGAACCAGAAGCACAUUUACUUCAUCACCGGAGAGAACAAGGAACAAGUUGCGAACAGUUCCUUCGUGGAACGUGUCAAGAAACGUGGCUUCGAAGUUGUCUACAUGAUCGAACCCAUCGAUGAAUACGUAGUGCAACAACUGAAAGAGUUUGAUGGUAAACAGCUGGUAUCUGUGACCAAAGAGGGACUGGAGCUUCCCGAGGACGAGGAGGAAAAGAAGAAGAGGGAGGAGGACAAGGCUAAGUUCGAGAACUUGUGCAAAGUAAUGAAAAACAUUCUGGACAACAAGGUGGAGAAGGUUGUGGUGUCCAACCGUUUGGUAGAUUCUCCAUGCUGCAUCGUUACGUCUCAGUAUGGCUGGACAGCUAAUAUGGAGAGAAUUAUGAAGGCUCAAGCUCUCAGGGACACGUCCACCAUGGGAUACAUGGCUGCGAAGAAGCACCUCGAGAUCAAUCCGGAUCAUGCCAUCAUCGAGACUCUCAGAGAGAAGGCGGAGGCUGACAAGAACGACAAGGCAGUGAAGGAUUUAGUAAUUUUAUUGUUCGAGACCGCGCUUCUUUCUUCAGGUUUUACAUUGGACGAGCCACAAGUGCACGCUGCUAGGAUUUACAGAAUGGUCAAGCUGGGUCUUGGUAUCGACGAGGAUGAGCCGACGCCCGAGGAACAGAAAACAGAGGAUAUACCCGCUGUUGAAGUAGCAGACGAUGCAUCGCGAAUGGAAGAAGUAGAUUAGAUGUAAGAAUUUAGGGCGUAAGGAACUAAUGUCAUUUAUUAUAGUCAUCGAAAGACUGUUAAAAUAGCCACGUUUUAUGUGGUGCAUUAAUAACCCAUUCUCAUUUUCAUUUUCUGUAUCAUAUUGUCUUACUUAAUUUAUCAUACCAAAUUUUGUUUAAAUACCAAAAAUCCUUGGAUUAAGUUAAACUUACAAUAAAAUAAACUUUAUUAUUA